AAUUAUUCGAUCAUAAAAAUCGUAAUUAUUAUAGUUGAUUUAGUCUUAGAUAUUAUGUUUAUUAUCAUGGGUAUACCUGAAAAACCUCAUUUGUUUGUUUUCAGUCUUUUAUCGGUUAUAAUUCCAAUCGUAUUUAAUACGAUGAUGACUACUUAUUCAUUAAUUCAAGAAAUGAUUCAUAAUGAUGACUUUAAUAAUUGGUGUAAAAAACAUGGUUUUACUAUAUCAAUGUUUACAAUAUUAUCAAGUGCUGAUGUUGAAGCUCUUCAUAUAUUAUCAUCUAAAAUUGCUGGAUUUAACGCUUUUUCUGCUCCUCCAUUAUCAAGUAGAAUAUCAAGAAUAGUAUUUUGGGCUGGUUGUAUUAAUAUUUUUUUGGAAGAUAUCCCACAAUUUAUUAUUCAGAUCUAUUAUAAAAGAGAUACCAUUGUUUAUACAAUUAUACCCACUCUCUCACUUAUCUCAAGUUCUGUUACAUUAUGUAUUAGUUUUUUUGGGAAACUUUAUUUCUUUUUUAUGUAUUUUUAUGGAAAUAAGAAAUCUAAUAGAUCUCAGAAAUUGAUAGAAGUUAUUUAAUUAAUUUAUCUAAUGAUUAUAAUUGUUCAAUGAUUUUAAUUUAAUUGUAAAAGAUAUUACAAUUAUCCUUAUAUUAAC
Messenger RNA from Rhizophagus irregularis DAOM 181602=DAOM 197198, 651 nucleotides. RefSeq lists its product as uncharacterized. NCBI's taxonomy places the organism in Eukaryota, Fungi, Glomeromycota, Glomeromycetes, Glomerales, Glomeraceae. The record is from RefSeq and is a predicted model, not a curated record.